Ornithorhynchus anatinus (platypus) is the source of this 3753-nucleotide messenger RNA. It is a transcript of the gene CDK16, whose product is annotated as cyclin dependent kinase 16. Gene Ontology annotation, molecular function: protein kinase activity; ATP binding. The transcript is spliced from 18 exons. The record is from RefSeq and is a predicted model, not a curated record. Gene Ontology annotation, biological process: neuron projection development; exocytosis; protein phosphorylation. NCBI's taxonomy places the organism in Eukaryota, Metazoa, Chordata, Mammalia, Monotremata, Ornithorhynchidae. Bases 61 to 1794 code for a protein of 577 amino acids. Gene Ontology annotation, cellular component: cytoplasm; synaptic vesicle; nucleus.
CCGGAGGAGCCGGUGACCCUUGGGGCACAAGAAUCCUCUCUGCCCCUCUUGGCGAGGCGUAUGUCAUCGAGGGGAGACGGCCCUACCUGCUCGGCUCCUCUCUCCCCUCCCCAAGGCGCACCUUACUACCUGGGUGAGGCCGCCAUGGAUCGGAUGAAGAAGAUCAAGCGGCAACUGUCCAUGACCCUGCGUGGCGGCCGCACGGCCGACAGGAAUAGCGGUACGGAGCAGAUCAACGUCGAGGAGAGUAACAGCAGUGACAAUGGCCCCAGCCCUAAGGGGUGGAAGGGUCCCCCUCCAACCUCCCACAGCCUGCCCGUCCUGCACCCUCCCCCCCGGGCAUCUCGCAGCCUGCCCGCCCUGCGCCCACCUCCCCGGGCCACCCACAGCCUGCCCGCCCUCCACCCGCCCCCCCGGGCCCUGCGUCUGCCUCCACCACCGCCCGCCCGCCGGCCCCGAGCCAGCCGGGGCCUCAGCUCCACCUUGGACCACUGCUCCCGACUAGAGAUCGUGCACGAGGACCUGAAGAUGGGCUCGGACGGAGAGAGCGACCAGGCCUCCGCCACCUCUUCGGACGAGGUUCAGUCUCCGGUGCGGGUCCGCAUGCGCAACCACCCUGCCCGCAAGAUCUCCACCGAGGACAUCAACAAGCGCCUGUCGCUGCCGGCUGACAUCCGGCUGCCCGAGGGCUACUUGGAGAAGCUGACGCUCAACAGCCCGCUCUUCGACAAGCCCCUGAGCCGCCGGCUCCGCCGGGUCUCCCUGUCGGAGAUUGGCUUCGGGAAGCUGGAGACCUAUGUGAAGCUGGACAAGCUGGGGGAGGGCACCUAUGCCACCGUGUACAAGGGUAAGAGCAAGUUGACCGACAACCUGGUGGCUUUGAAAGAGAUCCGGUUGGAGCACGAGGAGGGGGCACCCUGCACCGCCAUCCGGGAAGUGUCGCUGCUGAAGGACCUGAAGCACGCCAACAUUGUCACGCUGCAUGACAUCAUUCACACUGACAAGUCCCUCACCCUUGUCUUUGAAUAUUUGGACAAGGAUCUGAAGCAGUAUCUAGAUGACUGCGGGAACAUCAUCAAUAUGCACAAUGUGAAGCUGUUCCUGUUCCAGCUGCUCCGAGGGUUGGCGUACUGCCAUAGGCAAAAGGUGCUGCACCGGGAUCUCAAGCCGCAGAACCUGCUCAUCAAUGAACGCGGGGAGCUGAAACUGGCCGACUUCGGUCUGGCCCGAGCCAAGUCCAUCCCAACCAAAACGUACUCGAACGAGGUGGUGACGCUAUGGUACCGACCCCCCGACAUCCUGCUUGGCUCCACGGACUACUCCACCCAGAUCGAUAUGUGGGGCGUAGGCUGCAUCUUCUACGAGAUGUCCACGGGCCGCCCUCUUUUCCCUGGCUCCACCGUGGAAGAGCAGCUGCAUUUUAUUUUCCGGAUCCUGGGCACCCCCACCGAGGAGACCUGGCCGGGGAUCCUGUCCAACGAGGAGUUCAAGACCUACAACUACCCCAAGUACCGGCCCGAAGCCUUGUUGAGUCACGCCCCCCGGUUGGACAAUGACGGGGCCGACCUCUUAGCCAAAUUGCUGCAGUUUGAAGGUCGGAAUCGGAUCUCCGCAGAGGACGCCAUGGGUCACCAGUUCUUCCACAGUUUGGGGGAGCGAGUCCUCAAACUUCCCGACACUACUUCCAUAUUUGCACUAAAGGAGAUUCAGUUACAGAAGGAGAUGGGCCUCCGCUCAGCCUCGCUCCCUGACUCAGGCAGGUCAGCCUUCCGUGUGGUGGACACCGAGUUCUAGGCCUCUCGCCUCCCUGCCCCCUCUCCCCUUCAGCGGGGAAAGUUGCCGGACAGAACGGCCGGGCCGGCCUCCCGCUCUGAGGCCAGAGCACCCUCUCCUCCCCUCCCGUCCCCUCCUCCCCGCCACGGCCAUCCACGUGAACUGUAGGGCCAGCUGGGGGUCGCGGGCCCGUGACGGUGUAUCGGACCCAGCCCGGGACAGAGUCCGGCCUGGCCCGGCACUGGCAGGAGGACCCCACCCGGCUCAAGAGACAAGCCCAACUUGGGCCAGACCUCCCUGUGCUGGUUUUUCAUCCCUUGGUUUGUUUUGGGGUUUUUUUUUUUGUUGGGGGUUUUUCUUUUUCAUUGUUGUUGUUUUGGUUUUUUUUUUAAUUUUGGAUGAUUUUAUUUUUUAAAUGCAAUAUCUCUAUCUUUAAAAGACUGGCCGUGCAGCCUCACCGCCCCACGGUCCCUCACCACAGUAUUACGUGCAAUGAAUGCCCCGUUGGCUCAGCUGCUAAGGGGGCGGGAUGUUCCCUUUCCCUCUUGGGUUAGCCAAUCAAAGGUGAUGGCAGACUGCUCCCCGGGUCGAGAGGGGAUCCGAGUUCUUCCCUCCCCGGGUACGGGAGUGCAGGGAAUGGAGUCCCCGGGACCUCGAUGUGUGAGGUUCCCCGGGUGGUUUGUUUCCCUGGGCAUCUUGUGCCCCCGGACGUGGCGCCGCUGCCCUCCGGGGCUUGGCUCCCCAGGUCUGGGAUACGCCCCUCUCACCUGCAGGAGAGCGAGAGGGGGGACCACUCCCGUUGCCCCAGCCCUGCGGCCCGUCCAUCCCUCCCCCCGCCCUUCCAGCCCACUCUAAGCUCCCUUCCCAACCCAUCAGAGUCAUAGGCGCCCUCCCGCCCUCUCUUACUUUCCCCAACCACCACCCAGGAUAGGGUGUCUGGGGCUGCAGCUGCUCACGGUGUGGAACUGUUGCCAUUCGUGGAGAGGGGUAGGAAGACCAGGGAAAGGAGGCAGGGAGGUGCAGAGGUAUCUCACUCUGUGCCUUUCUCUGCCCUGGGGACAGGAUGGGGAGAAAUCAGCCCUGGAUGAAGUGGAGGAGGCUCAGUCCCUGCUUCCCUCAGGCUCUGGGGGUAGAGGAGAAAUCUGUGCCCCAGGGUCCUCUGUCUCCUUAAACCCCCUUCGGGGCCUCCUUCUCAGGGUCUUCCCAGUCCAGCAACCUCCCUGCCUCCUUUCUCCCUGGUUGGUGCUGAUGCUCAGAGUCCCUCAACCCCUUUGCCUAGGGCUAUUUCCCCCGGCUCCCUCCCUUCCCCCCUCCUCCUCCACCCUAGGGACUGUUGCGGAGCCAUAGUGACAGCGUGGAGUGGCGGAGUGGCGUGGUUCUGGCCCUAGAGUUGGGGGACUGGAAGCUACAAGUGGUGGGAAAAGGCUGAGUGUCCAACGGUUUUCCCCCUCUGCUUUGAGGUGGGGACACCCCUCCUCUCCCCACCUCCUUACACGUGCGUGUGCACGCAUGGACACACACACACACACACACACACACACAAUCCGUGCCUGGGGGCUGGUUCCCCUGUGUCCCUCGCAGUGGGGCAGAGGCUGAAGAGGUUCAGGGACUCAGACCCUCCUGAAGAGUCAGGGGCUCCGGGCUGGUUUCUGCUGUCUCCUUCCCUCUUCCCUCCCCCAGAUUCCUCCCCUUUCCUUCCUCAAGCUCCCAGAGCAUCUCCACCAGCCCUUUGAUGGUUUAAAUCCCCUUUCUGCAAAGCGCCUCCCAUUUCAUCCUUAUCCUGCCCUUCUAGUGGUCAGCAGGGCCCCGGGGCUGGGUCCUGCUCCCCCGCUGCCCCCCUCCCGGGGAGAGUGGGGGGAUGGGUGCUUUUCAGUCCCGCCUCCACGCCCCAAGGGGAGCGGGAGGGACAGUUGCUCUGGUUUCGAUUGGGUUACUGAAUGCGCCAUAUCCGCUGUAUGAAAUAUUAAAGUCUCAAUUCAA